AUGCAGUCGGGUCCAUCAAGCCAUUUUGAAUUGGGGCAAGGAAAUAGCUCGGCGGAGCGGUUUGUGCAGAGCGCUCGUGUCCGAGGUUGUGGCGGCGAAAGAGCUCCGCGACUUGAUGGGGCCGGGGAAAUGAUCAGAUGGAUGGUUCAAACCAGACUCUCGCCGGCCUACAAGUGGUCGCAGCCCAAGGGCGUAGCCCUCCUCAAGAUCCUCCUUCGCCUGGCCGAGGUCUCAACUUGGGAGACGCAGGUGGGGGAACAGGAGAAAACAGACGAAAGUUCCCUUGCUGUCGUCGCCGCUCCGUGUGGGGAGCAACAAAGGGGGUUGCCUGCUCUCAUUUCCGAAGCAUCGUCAAUAUCCGCUGUUCUCCAAUUCGUGACACAGUGCGCUAAACACAAAUGUACGGCCUACCCGAAUCGGUCAAACGCAUGCGACAAACGCCGUCACGUCCUCGCCGCAUUUCGACUGGCCGACUGCCGAAUGUGGAAUGCUGCGACAUUGUACGAAACGGAUCUCGUCAUAACGAUCUGUGCGAUUGCUAACGCGAUUGCGAUUGCCCUAGCCCGUUACUUUGCGUGGGUUUCCCAUUGCGCACUAAGUCGGAUGGCGGCAGGAUCUCUCCAGAUCUUCGAGCAGGCCGGCCACCGGAUCCGGGAAUCCGGGAACCGGGGAUUCCUGGUGUGGCGGAUGAUGAACUUCGCCCGUGAUCGUGAAAACAGGGAGGGUCUUGGCUACAGUGAGGAGGUACACUACAUACGCACUCUGGAACUAUACAUACCACAUCUCAUUAUCCGCGAUAGGCGGGCGGGUCUCAGGUGUCCAACAUUCCCAUCGGCGUCAUCAGUCGCGGCCGGCCCAGCUGAUCACGGCCAGUAA
Thermothelomyces thermophilus ATCC 42464 is the source of this 876-nucleotide messenger RNA. RefSeq lists its product as uncharacterized. The coding region runs from base 1 to 876 and encodes 291 amino acids. The record is from RefSeq and is a predicted model, not a curated record. The transcript has 6 exons. Lineage: Eukaryota; Fungi; Ascomycota; Sordariomycetes; Sordariales; Chaetomiaceae.